Plasmodium gonderi is the source of this 2289-nucleotide messenger RNA. RefSeq names its product apical sushi protein. The coding region runs from base 1 to 2289 and encodes 762 amino acids. The record is from RefSeq and is a predicted model, not a curated record. NCBI's taxonomy places the organism in Eukaryota, Apicomplexa, Aconoidasida, Haemosporida, Plasmodiidae. The transcript is spliced from 4 exons.
AUGAAGUUAGUACGAGGAAUAAUAAUAACAUAUUUACUUUGCUAUAACAUAGAAUUAAAAGCCAAGCAGAUGAAGCGCAACUAUUCUUUUUUAGGUAGAUUGAGCAAAUUAGAAUCUAUCUGGGAAGGAGGAACUCCUAUCGAAGGAUUUCACGUAAAGGACGACCCCGGAGAAGGGGAAAUUUCCCAAGGGAUGAACGAAACAAACAACGUUGUGGAGGGAGAUGAACACCCCAAUCUUAGAUCGAAUUUUUCAUUCAUUCAGGGAAAAGGAAGGGAAGAAAUAGAAUUAGCCGAAAGAAAAAACAGUGAAUGGAAUAAAGAGAAGAAUAAUUCACUGAGUAAUCACCAAAGAGAAAUCAAAUUUGUCCAUGACAAUACACAUAUAGCUACAGAAGAAAUCAUGAAAGAAGGAGAAAACUUUUACAUUAAUGGAGGAACAGCUGAUUAUGAAUAUAACAAUGAUGAAGAAUUUUUUAAAGCUUUCCAUACUAAGAAGGAUAACAAAGAAAUAAUAAUACACAGUCCAUGUUUUGACAUACAAGAUGUAAAUUCCUGUAGGAGUAAUAAAAACUGUUUUUAUGAUAAUCUAUAUCAUACAUGUUUUCAAAAUUGCAAAAUUCUAGAUGAAAGUGAAUGUUCAAAAUACACCGAAUGUAAGAUCACGAACAAUGGAUGUGAAAAUGAAGGAUAUCUGAACAUCCAAGUAUUCGAUGCAGAUAUUGGAAAAGACGUGCGUGCAUGUGAGCUCUUCGAUACAGAAGGUUCAUGUUAUAUGAUGGAAGAACUUUAUAAAAAUUUUGGAAAUGAAAAAAAAACAAAUUUUAACUGUGCAUGGUUGUCAUAUAAACAUGAAUUCAAAAAGCACAAGGAAGAUGGCAUUGGGAAGGGUUACAAAAAGGAAAAAGAGAAAAAGAAAAAUAAUGAAAUUAUUAAUGUUGCAGAAGCAGAUACUCAAAAUGGACAUACUGAUCAUUUCAAUUAUCAUGUGUUGAGAAAUGAUGGAAUAAGAGACAUUGGCAGGGAUGAAAAAUUUCUGUCUUUGCUGCAGAUAAAAUUAAAUGAGAAAAAAAAUAAAAAACAAAAAGAUAGUAGUGUAGGAAAAAAUAACAAAAAUAAAAGUGCAAAGAAGGGGAAUACAAAUAGAGAUGAUGACAGUGAUAACGAAGAUGAUGAUAACCUAGAUGAGAUCGAUGAAGAAGAAGACCUUGAUAUUAAUAACAUGAAUGAUGAGGAAGAUCAAGAGAAGGGAGAUGAUCUUGAUAACGAUACAGAGGAUGAUAAUGAAGAUGAUAAUUUUCUGGAAAAGUCAGAGAAGAAGAAGGGUGGAAAUAAGGGGAAGGGGAAUAAUCAUCAAAACAAUAGCAUUGAAGGGAGCACUACUCUGGAGAAAAGUGAAUCAGGACAAAGAAAACCAAAAGACGACGCGAUAAUUUACGAGGGAAAAGAAGACGUCACUGAUCAAAGUGAAACAUAUGGUAACGUUGUUAAGGCAGAUGAUGAACAAGUACAACAGGAGAAGAUAAUACCAAGUCAAAUGGAAAUAGUGACUGAGAGUAUUAUUGAUGACACGAAUUCGAUUGAUAAACAUAACAAUAAUGAUGAUAAUAAUGAUGAUAACAGUAAUAGUAACAAUAAUAGAAGCAAUAAUAGUAACAGUAAUAGUGAAACUGACUUUAGAACUGAUAAAAAUAAUGAGCAUAUAAAAGAUAACAGGGAAGGGUUCUUACCAGCUAAAAGAAACAUGAGUAAUGUUCAGAAUGAGAAAGAAAUAUUAAGACAUAAUUUUAACAGUAACGAUCAAGACGAACAUAGCCAGGGCGAAAACUAUGAUGAAUGGAUACGUGUAGAAACACACAUCUGUGCUAAUUUAAAUGAAAGGCCUAACCCUUCUACCCUGUUAGAAGGAGCACUAAUAGCUGAAAAGGAGGCAGAAUUGAGAAGCAUUAAAAAAAAAUAUAAAGUGACAGAUGAUGAAAUAUGUGUUAAACCUUCAAAUGAAUUGCAUGCUUCUUUUACUCCAAGCAAAAAUUUUUAUGUACUUGGGGAAAAAAUUGAGUUUAAAUGUCAAAAUGGAUAUAAAAUAGUUGGCACAACAAAUGUAGGUGUAUGUGUCGGUAGAAAUACUAUCAUUCCAAACAUAAGUUGCCAGUCCUUAAACGAUUUUGAUGAUGUUCAAAAGGUGAAUAUACAGAAAAUUGAUAGUCUAAUUAAUUCAUGCAUUAGUCAUGGUUUGUCUAUGUUUGUCGUUUCCAUCGUUUUGGUUGGUAGCUAUUUCUUAGCCCUGUGA